Molecule: messenger RNA, 1191 nt
Organism: Panicum virgatum (switchgrass)
Lineage: Eukaryota; Viridiplantae; Streptophyta; Magnoliopsida; Poales; Poaceae
Product: probable tyrosine-protein phosphatase DSP2
Exons: 5
Coding region: 105-752 (215 amino acids)
Biological process (GO): protein dephosphorylation
Cellular component (GO): cytoplasm
Molecular function (GO): phosphatase activity
Source: RefSeq, a predicted model, not a curated record
CAAUUCGCCCACAACGCUCACAGCACCGCACACACAGAAAACCACCAGCAGCGCCUCGGUUUUACGGCUCUGCCCCUCCCUCGCCCCGCGCGCUCGAAGAAGCCAUGAAGCUGGAGGUGAUGCCCAAGCAGAGGGUCCUGGAGGCGGAGCAGAGGGAGGAGGCCAUGGAGAUGAGCGGCCUGGAGCUGUGGAAGCACGAGAAGCCCCCCAGGAUUUGCCCCAUGCCGUCGCUGAUCCCGCCGCCGGCGGCGUGCGAUUGCGACGAGGCGGCGCUCGUGCCGCCGCUCAACUUCGCCAUGGUCGACGACGGCAUCUUCCGCUCCGGCUUCCCGGAGACCUCCAACUUCCGGUUCCUCAAGUCGCUCAACCUCCGCUCCAUCGUGUACCUGUGCCCGGAGCCGUACCCGGAGACGAACACGGAGUUCCUCGAGGAGAACGGGAUCAAGCUCCACCAGUUCGGAAUCGAGGGGCGCAAGGAACCAUUCGUCGAAAUCCCCGAUGACAAAAUUCGGGAGGCGCUGAAAGUUGUCCUAGACCCAAGAAACCAACCCCUGCUUAUUCACUGCAAGAGAGGCAAGCACCGAACUGGCUGCGUGGUCGGGUGCUUGAGGAAGCUGCAGAAGUGGUGCUUGUCUUCCGUCUUCGACGAGUACCACCGCUUCGCCGCUGCGAAAGCGAGGAUCACUGACCAGAGAUUCAUGGAGCUGUUCGACGUCUCAACCUUGAAGCACCUGACACCCUCGAACUGUUAACCAAGGCGCGCGAUCGCUGGGUCGCCCUUGAUCCCCCACCCCAAGUCUAGUACAUCUCCCAGCCUAUGUUCCUGCAGCUACUGAACCGACCGAUUCAGCAGUGAAUAAUUUUGGAACCCCGUGGAGUCGGUGAGGUAGUGAUGAGAUCAUUGCAAAAUGUUUGUGCUCGAGAGGUUUAGUUUUCCCCUGCUUAGCGCACUGGAGCAUAGUGGUAGCGUCGCGAGAGGUUCUCUCUCUUUUUUGGUAACUCCCGCGAUCGCGAGGAAUUCGCCACUGUUUUCCGGGUACUGAAGCAUGUGUACUCGGGCAGCUUUGUUGAGCGGGAAUGAACUAAUCUCUGAAUGCCAAGGGCUUGGCACUUCAUGCAUGGGUGGUGUGGCGUCAGUGAUCCUUGCAUGUUAACAAGAAGUAUUCAACAUGGUAUUGCUUGUUGGAAUUA